This is a messenger RNA of Dimorphilus gyrociliatus, 1637 nucleotides long. The record is from the annotation of a GenBank genome assembly. Lineage: Eukaryota; Metazoa; Annelida; Polychaeta; Dinophilidae.
UUUAAUUAAGGUACAGCGAUCUUUCUAAAUAUAACGCUAUUAUAUCUUUAUUAAGUACAAUGACUUUAGCGAAUCCUUUAUAUCACAAAGAAUGGCAGAAAUAGAACAUUGAAAUUUUUUUUUACUUAAAUUUAUUAAUUAAUUCGAUCUCUGCACUUCUACUAUGCAUGCAAAAAACACACUUUUUUUCUUUUUGACAUUGUAAUUUGACCUCGAGGAUUUUCACUCGUAGGGUAUAAAUUAUAGACCAUCAUAAGCAUAUUACUCAUUUGAAUCAGAAGUUUGAAAGAUGCAACAUACGGCUAUAUACGAGGAUAUUUCUUUCACUCUACAGGAAAUUCUUGUAUCUUUGGAUACACUUGUUGACUGUCCAAAGAAUGGUAGUUGGAUGAUUAAGAAUGGGCUUGUUGAAGUAUUAAUUGGUAUUUUAAGAACGCUGUCAACUAGCGAAACAAUUUUCCAUUUAACAAUGGUCAUCUUAAAUAAACUGCUACAUCAGGAUCAAAAUAAAGACGAUGACCAGUAUUUUCUCGAAAUCGAUUCCGAAAAGUUAUUAGAUACUUUGGAGAUACUUAAGGAAAAAGAAAAUCUCUCUUUUUUAACUUCCGCCGAAAUUUGCUUAAAUAAGAUACUUUUGUUAAGAAAUGAAAAUAUCUUUUUGGAUUGUCUCCUUGAAGAGAGAUGUUAUAGAUUUUUAAGAGAAGUUUUACAUAUUGAUGAAGAUGCUUACCUGGAUCCUAGAUACAAUAAAUGCUAUUGUACUCGUUGCCAUGCACAAAGACAAUUAGACGAUUACGAUGAAAGGGGUAAUCCUCCUAGAACUUAUGCCGUACCUACUGGAUGGUAUAGAUUUGCUUUAAAAACUCCACCCUUUGCUGCAGGUGAAUGUGCUUUUGAUAACUGGCAUAGAGCAUAUCACGGUACAAGACCAGAGUACAUUCCAGAAAUAUUACGUCACGGCUGCCUCUUGAUGCCUGGAGAUAUAACGUCCAGAGGUGAUGUGCUGAAAGAAAUUGAAGAAAACCGACACGACGAAAAUCAACCCGAAAACUUUAAUUCAAAACAAAUCUUUGUAUCUCCUACAAUUAAAUACUCGGAUUUCUACGCUAACGGAACAAAAUGGAAUAAUUUUACUGUAAAAGUUGCUUUUCAAGUUCUUAUCAAGCCAAACUCUUACAGAACGGGCAGAGAAACUAUCGGUCUAGAAGAUCAAAUUGAUCCAAAAUUUUCAAAUAAUGAAGUUGAAUGGUUUACAAAUCGUCGGGCAUCUAUUAUUUUAUAUGGACUUUUAAUUAAAAUGGAUUAAACUUCCUCUACUUAAAAAACAUUACCUUGGCUAUAAAGCAAAUAUAGAAUACAAAUUUUCCAUUUCUUUCCUUCUUAUCCCAACUAUAAAUAGAAUAGAAGAAGAUAAUUUAUGAAACAAAAAAUACCGUGUGGGUGGAAACAUAAUAGUUUUGAUUGUGUGAUGAAAUUGAAACAAUAAUGCUUGUUUUUUCUUCUUUUUCUUUUUUACUGGUUUAAUACUGUCUAUAUAGAUUUUAUAAUGUUCUAUAUAUAGUUUAAUUGAAUAACUUAUAUACUCUUUAUAUGAUUACACUUGUAAAAUAUACUGUAAAUGUAUAUAUAUAUACAUA